AUGAUGACCAUUGCCCGUGGUCACGCCGAUAUCAUCGUGGCAGGCUCGACAGGAACCCGAGUUCACGAGACACGAACUUGCCAUUCCUACCUGCAAGAUCCCAUCGCCCAGGGAAAUGACGAAUCUUGCGGGAAGUGCCUCCCGUUCGAUCUCAACCGCAAAGGCAUGAUCAUCGGCGAAGGGGCCGGGGCAUUGAUCCUCGAAUCAAAGGAACAUGCCGAAGCGCGUGGCGCCACGAUUCUCGGUGAAGUCAUCGGCCAGGCAAUCUGCACCGGCUGGAAUGCCGACCGAUCUCCUGAUCGCGCUCAAGCGGUUACCAAUGCCAUGGCCACUGUUUGCCGCGAUGCUGGCAUUCAGGCAGACGAAAUUCAGCACAUUAACGCCCACGGCCUCGGCAGCCAGCAGUCCGACUGGGACGAAGCAGCCGGCUUGGCCGAAUUCCUGGGCACAUCCACCGAAAAGAUCCCC
Molecule: messenger RNA, 468 nt
Organism: Symbiodinium sp. CCMP2456
Lineage: Eukaryota; Dinophyceae; Suessiales; Symbiodiniaceae
Source: the annotation of a GenBank genome assembly